Babjeviella inositovora NRRL Y-12698 is the source of this 1831-nucleotide messenger RNA. Its product is annotated as cytosine permease. Gene Ontology annotation, cellular component: fungal-type vacuole membrane; plasma membrane. Lineage: Eukaryota; Fungi; Ascomycota; Pichiomycetes; Serinales. Gene Ontology annotation, molecular function: nucleobase transmembrane transporter activity. Gene Ontology annotation, biological process: cytosine transport; transmembrane transport. The record is from RefSeq and is a predicted model, not a curated record. The coding region runs from base 129 to 1670 and encodes 513 amino acids. The transcript has a single exon.
GUUAAUUCCUCGGCUAGGAAAUUGGGCUGCUGACUCGAGAGUCUGAGCCACAGAAUAUAAAUAUCCAGCAAAGCGUCUAUAGUUAAUUCCUUCCUAUUCUGGUUGGUUGGACAUCCUUCCCCUUCAUCAUGUCCGAUCUUGAAAAGCAGGAGUCCAACCUUGAAAAGAAGGAGUCCAAUCUUGAAAGAGAGGUUCGUACCAAUAGCGACACCGAUGUCGAAGAUAUUGCCGAAACCAAGAAUACCAAAUUGAACAUCUUGGACCAGCUUGGGUACAUGUUGAAGGCGGAAACCAGAGGUGUCGAAAGAGUUCCUGAUAGCGAAAGAACCUCCGCGUCCAUCUAUGAAGUGGCCUCCAUGUGGUUCUCUGCCAACUUGGUCAUUGCCACCUUUGCUCUUGGGGCCUUAGCCGGCGGUGUCUUUAAGUUGAACUUCUGGACUGCGGUGUUGGCAAACAUCUUCUUCACCAUCCUCGGUGCCUUGCCCGUGGCCCUUUUCUCCGUCUUCGGACCCAAGUUCGGAUUGAGACAGAUGAUUUUGUCCAGAUACUUGGCGGGCAAUUAUGGCUCCAGAAUCUUUGCCUUCCUCAAUUGUAUCUCAGGGAUUGGAUGGGGCGCCGUCAACACCAUGGUGUCUGCCCAGUUAUUACACAUUGUCAAUAACGGCGCCUUGCCUCCGUGGGCCGGCUGUUUGAUCAUCAUCUUGUUGACCAUCACUGUCACCUUCUUCGGUUACAAGGUCAUUCACAUCUACGAGAAGUAUUCCUGGAUUCCCAACGCCUUUUGUUUCGUGGUCAUCAUUGCCAGAAUGAAAAUGUCUGGUGAAUUCCGCUACGGUGAGUGGGCCUCCGGUCCUACUGUUGCCGGUGCGGUGCUCUCCUAUGGCGGUGCAAUUUUUGGUUCCACCACUGGCUGGUCAGCCUUUGCUGCCGAUUACACCGUAUACAUGCCUAAGACCACCAACUCAUACAAAGUGUUCUUCGCCGUCUUUGUUGGCUUAGUGACCCCAAUCGUCUUCUGUUUGACCUUGGGUAAUGCCUGCUCCAUGGGUUUGCACAACGAGAGGUGGGCCCAGUUGUACCUGGAAAACUCUGUUGGUGGCUUGGUCUAUGCCGUUUUGGUCGAAGACUCGCUCCACGGUUUCGGCCAGUUCUGCUGUGUGUUGCUUGCCUUGUCCACUGUCGCGAAUAACAUCCCAAACAUGUACUCCAUGUCCUUGUCCGCCCAGGCCGUCUGGAGUAAGUUCCACAAAUUGCCAAGAAUUUUCUGGUCCAUUUUCGGUAACGCUGCCACCUUGGCUAUCUGUAUCCCAGCCUACUACAGUUUUGCUACCGUCAUGUCCAACUUCAUGAACUUGGUCGCCUACUACUUGGCUAUCUACGAGUCUGUCACCUUAUCCGAACACUUCAUCUAUAGGAGAACCUUUUCCGCGUACAAUAUCGAAGACCACGACGACUUCUCUAAAUUGCCAGUGGGUAUUGCUGGUGUUUUUGGUUUCUGUUGCGGUGUCACUGGCGCUGUGUUGGGUAUGAACCAGGCCUAUUACCAGGGUGUCGUUGCCAAGAUGAUUGGUGAGAACGGCGGUGACAUCGGCUUUGAAUUGGCUGCUGGGUUCGGCUGUAUUGGUUACAACCUUGUUCGUCCGUUAGAAAAGAAGUACUUUGGUCGUUAAAUCGCAUCAGAGUUUACAUUGUUUUCAUACGACUUGGGUACGUAACGCUUUCUGUACUAUAUUUAAUGGCAUUAUUACGAACAGAUAGAUCUAUGCGUCCUGGGCCAAAAAAAUCUCGGUUUUGCCCAUGUAAUCGCUUAUUCAUGUAUGUCGUUAGAUCC